Molecule: messenger RNA, 735 nt
Organism: Lathyrus oleraceus (garden pea)
Lineage: Eukaryota; Viridiplantae; Streptophyta; Magnoliopsida; Fabales; Fabaceae
Exons: 2
Coding region: 1-735 (244 amino acids)
Source: RefSeq, a predicted model, not a curated record
AUGGGGCAAACAAAGAUCAGUCUGAAGGAAUUGGCUAGUAUUAAACGAAAGUUCAUUGAGCCAAUUGAUGACUAUCUAAAUAGGUUUCGAUUACUCAAAGCUAGGUGUUUUACACAAGUACCAGAGCAUGAAUUGGUCGAAAUGGUUGUUGGGGACCUUGACUAUUCUAUCAGGAAGAAGUUAGAUACCCAAUAUUUGAGAGAUAUGGCCCAACUGGCUGAUAGGGUUCGACAGUUAGAACACUUGAAGGAACAAAAGGCUAGAGCAAAUAAGAAUAAAAGAGUAGCCUACGUCGAUUUCAGUAAUGAUAGCGAAGGAUCCUAUAAUGGGCCUUUAAACUUCGACGAAAAUGAAAUCGACCUUGCUGAGUUGAAGCCUGAGUUGAAGCAAGGGCUACCUUACGCUUGUAAGGUCUUGGCCCCAUCGAAUGGAAAAAACCCUAUUGAACAAGAAAAGAAUGAUAAAUUUCCUAAGAAAACUUACACUUUCGACGUUAUAAAAUAUGACGUAAUCUUCGAUUUGGAUCUUGUUCAGAAUGUUAUCCAAGAAGGGAGACUCAAGUUUGGAGACAAACCUAGGAGCCAGGUGAAGAUCGACUCCAAUCCUCUGCAAAUGGCUGAUGCCCAUUACACGGAGCCAGAGGAAGUAAACAUGGUUGAAGUCAUUGAUGAUUUCGACAUGACCGAAGUCACUGAGGACUUCGUCAACGAACCUGUCAUGGGGUUGAAAUAUUAG